UGGAGCGUGGAGGGCUACAAGUGCUUCUCUAUGAGACUUUCAUAGAGCAGCCUAGGAAAUGCAACAAUCAUCUGCCAAAUGGAUGCAAACAUAAGAGAGAGACUGAAAAGAAAUACAUGUCAGAGGGAAUUUGUUUAAUCAUUUAGCAGCUGAAACAAGCCAUAUCCCUAGCAAAAUACUGGUUAGAGGAUAGAAGAUUGCUUUGAGGCAAAAGCUCAUGUACCGUGAUAACGCUUGAUUGUAUUGUUGACAGAGGUUCCUGAAGCAUGGCUUAGGUUAGAAGCCGUGGCUUGCUAGAGAGGAGUUCUGAUGGCUUGUAUGGAGCUUCUGUACCUCGCCAAGAAGGGUAGGCGAUCAGAUCUGUGCAACAAUGUGGACUGGAGUUUGCAAGUCCCUCCCUAUGAACAGCAGAGCGAUGGGGAUGAUAUGGGGGCAAGAACAGCAGCUGCGGUGGCAGCUCUCUGCUGCGAUCGGCACUGCAAGUCUAUACAAAGGGCAGCUACAGCAGGUCCCACCCAGGCACCCCUUUCCUCCACUCCUACCCUCUCCUUCUCCUGGCAGCAUGCAGCAGCAUCAAGCAGCAUCCAGCCCCACUGUCAACCAGCUCACUUGGAUGGAGAAGAGGAAGCAGAAAAGAAGAGAGCCUGCUGCUGUGCCCAGGAACUGGAGACAUCAUUUACUUCUAGGGAUGAAAAUGUCAAUCUGGAGCAUAUGAGAAAUGCCCCUUCUCCUGUGAAGAGUUGCUGCCAGGUUCCCCCUGCCCAGCAUAGCUCCUGUACAGAGAUCCCACUCGAUUGGGCUCAUGAUCCUACCUCCCUGAUCUCUGAGGAAGAUGAUACUGGAUCAGAAGCUGCUUCAGGGACAUCUAUAGACUAUGGGUUCAUUAGUGCCAUCUUGUUCCUGGUUAGUGGGAUUUUGCUAGUUAUUAUUUCCUAUGUGGUGCCCAGAGAUGUGACUGUGGAUCCUAACACUGUAGCAGCCAGGGAGAUGGAGCGACUGGAGAAUGAGAGCGCUAGAAUCGGGGCUCACUUGGAUAGGUGUGUGAUCGCUGGGCUGUGUCUCUUAACUCUGGGGGGUGUGGUGCUGUCCAGUUUAUUAAUGAUGUCUAUGUGGAAAGGGGAGUUGUACAGGAGGAAUAGAUUUGCAUCCUCCCAGGAAUCUGCAAAGCUGUAUGGUUCUUUCAAUUUUAGAAUGAAAUCCAGCACAAAUGAUAAUACACUACAGUUAUCAUUAGUAGAAGAAGAUGCAUUUGCCAUAGAUAAUUAGCAUGGUCGUGAUUUUUAAGGCACUAUUUCUACAGGAAAAUAUGUUCUAGUAAAGAAAACAAUUACAGCUAAAGAUAGGUAGUAAUGCCGUUCAAUUGCCUGGCAAUAAAUGUCUUUCCUUAAACUCUGUAACUGAAUGUUUGCAUUAUAUGGACGUUUGUUUUUUAGGGGAAACCUGCUAGGGAUAAUGUAAUCAAUAUCAGUGACACUUUCUUAUUUAAACCACUGAAUAAAAAUAAAUUUGUGAUAACCAGGGUCCCCAAAUCUCCUUUAUCCUAUUUUUAAAACUUUUUCCCCUAUUUAAUUUCUUAGUACCCCAAUACAAAACACUACCAUCCUGCCAGAUUUGAAAGCUGUUAAUUAUUACAGCCUACAUGAGGAUUAUUAACAGUCUGCUUGGUAAUAUAUUAAGGGAGAGACCAAGUCUGGCAUUUAAUCCCAGCAAUUAAGGAUGACAGUCUCUUAUACUUUCUUUUUUAAACUGACCCCUUUUUUUCCUGACAUGAAAGCCCAGAAAAUCCAGUAAUUUAUCAUGUAUGCAUUGAAAACACAGAUGUCUAAUUUAGAAUUCUCCACCUUCCAAUUCACAAACAUUCAAUUAUCUCCACAUAAUUGUAUAAUCAGUGCUGAUUAUUAAAAAUGUGAAGUAUGGGUGUGGCACAAGGGAGUGAAUAGCUCGGGGCAUGGGUAAUAGGAUAAAAAGGGCCUUUCACCUCUACGUCAGCAGUUCAGUUUCACUCUAGAUCAGCAGUGACUGAAAAUAGAUAACGUGUGAUGGCUUUUUGUGGCCUUUGUGAAAUAAGUCUAGUUCCCAAUGGACAGAUGUUGAGAUAGAAAAACUGCCAUAAAUUGACACCAAUUGACCUCCUUGUUGGGAAUCUCAAAGAAGCCAAAGAUCGGAAGAGGAUCAAGAUGGAAACCUCUCUUGCAACAGCGGUGUGAGGCAAGUUGCAGGGCUGUGCUUGUGCUGAGGCUGCCUGUAUUCCCUUGAAAAAUAGAUUUUAAUCCACUAAGGCUGCCAACUCUGCACCUUUCACAACCAGUGAAAAAAGUAAAAUGGGCUGUGUUCUCGUCACAACAAUAGCAUUCGAUGCUCCACCAAUCAGCAUACUACUUGAUUUUUUUCAAAUAUAGACUUCUAUAAAUAAUUGUCAGAAAAUAAAGGUUAGAUACCCAACAAUGAGACUGCCUGACACUGACUUCAUGCAGUGUAGUAGUUGGUCAAAGAAAGGUGAUGUGAUCAAUGAAUUCUGUGUAGCACAAUGGCCAAUGAUUAAAUGCUGAGGGAAUUUACUUGGCUGGCUGACAUCUUCAAUGGAAUGCCAAAACAGAUGGGUUUUUGUGACUUUCGUUUUGAGGGGGAAAAAUGAAAAAUGUUGGUCAGUAGUAUGAUUUCUUAAUAUACACUGGUUAGGUAUGAGCUGAUCCACUGGCAAGACCAAAGAGCGGCUAAGGGAUCUGUUCGCACUGUCCCUGACAUUUUGGCCAUGGAGUUUUGCAUCCGACGAAGUGGGUAUUCACCCACGAAAGCUCAUGCUCCUAAACGUCUGUUAGUCUAUAAGGUGCCACAGGACUCUUUUGCUGCUUUUACAGAUCCAGACUAACACGGCUACCCCUCUGAUACUGGAGUUUUAAUAGACAUUCAUAGCUUGACUGCCACAGUAUUGUCUGCCCCAAGCAUUAAAAAAUCAUGAAUCAACCCUCCCCACCCCGCCCCCCAAAAAAUCAUCAAAUUAGUUUUAAGAUUGAGCAUCUUAUUUGCCUUCUAGGAUUUGAGCCUUUGGGGUGCCUUCAAGUCACAUUUUCAAGCUUCUCUCCGCAGCCAUGAGGAACAGAAACUUUCUUUUUUGAGUGAAAGUGGAGAUUCUCAUGAAAACACUUGACUCCAGGAGCUAGGGCUGGAAGAAAAACACCAAAUAGCAUGAGACUUCUGACAAAAUAAUCAGAGAGCUGGCAACACUCUGAAUGCUAUAGUUCUUGGGCCUGAUUCUCCACUGGCUUGCACUUUGUGAUUUUGCACUGGUGUAAGUGACUGUAAUAUUACCUAGCUCUUACAGAGAUCUUCCUCCCUAGAUCUUAGUGUGCUUUACAGAGGAGAGCAGUAUCAUUGUCCCUAUUUUACAGAUGGGGAAACUGAGGCACAGGGCAUUGACAUGAUUUGCUCAAGGUCGCCCAGAAAACCAGGGACAGGGCUGGAAAUUGAAUGCUCAUCUCCUAAGUCCCAUUCCAGCAUGCUGUUCACUAAACCACUCAGUCUGCACCUCCACCGGUUCAGGGUAACAGAGAAUCAGCCCCUCCUUGUCUGAUUCUGGAGUCUAAGAUUUUACAUUGUCACCUCAGAGUCUGGCCAAUGAGCUGUCAAUUCUCAGUCUUGCAUGACUAGUGAAGAUCAUGAAUGCAACUCUUUGCUCUCACAUGGAGAGUAUCCCACACUGUCUUUGCAGAGCACGUUCAGAGUAAAUAUCUGCUUUGAAACACAAGGUGCUCUUAUAAGCAGAUUGACAACAGUUUGUGACUCAGAGCAGGAAAGGGGGAAAAUGCACUUGAACUGGGCUCUGCUAAUGGGCCUUCCUAGGCUCUGAAUAAGUAUGUCUGGGGAUCAGCUUGUCUUCUGUGGUCUUUCUUUUAAUGCUGUCCCAUGUGACUGGAAAGAGGUUUUAAUUCAAUGUGAAAGGUAUGCAAAUCCAUUCCUUCGCACCUCUGUUUUGGUGGACAUCAGGAGGGCAUGAUGAGGGGAAAACACUGAAUGGCCUAUUAUGCCUUUCCCUCUGGCUGAUCACUUCAUAAGACAAAUGCCGGACUUGUGUUGGGCAUUCACUCCUUUGUGGUUCAGAGAGUCAUAUGUGCUUGCUCUGGGAUUCCCCUCAUACAAAUGGGGCAGCAUUUAUGCAGCUAAUAGAUUUGGACAGCCUAAGGAAUCUAUUUGGAUUUCCAAAGUGUCCACUGAUGUAGCACCUGGAAGGAUUAGAACACAUUCCUGUCUUCCGCUGUUUGCAUACUGCGUAUCUGUAAGGAAUGUCGUGUUGUGCUGGUGCUUUAAUGUUGGCCCUGUAGAGAGGUGGCAUUUCAAGUCUCAAGCCAUGCAGACUGCCCUUCUAAGGUGUGUCUACACUGUACACUAACCCCGGGCUCCAACUCAAGCCCCCAAAUCUGUCUGGCUUGGGUCAGCAAAUAUCAGGAUGCCAUCCUAGGACCCUUGUAGGAGGUGGGUGAGCGCCUGAGUCCCACUGUGACUCAGAUCCAAGUCCUGUCAUUUUGCAGUGUGGACACAUGUCAAGCCUAAGUCAGAAGAUCUGCAUAGUGCUGUCUGGAUGCACUAGCACAGCUAUGAGACCCAGUCUAACUAUAAGUCCAGGUUUAAAAUGCAGCUUGGAUGCUCAAAUAUGGGCUUGGACACACUAAGUCAACAAGCCUAUGUCCCACAGACCCAUACUUAGCAUGCGGUGUAGACUUAUUCCUAGUUCAUUGCUUGGCACUUAUGGGAGCAGAUAUUACGCAAUUGUAAUGAAUGCACAAAGGGAGGAGUGUGUGUAUUUGAGGAGCUUGCACUCCUACAGCCACAUGGAUGUUCCAUCAUUAAUCCAGUUCUUAGCAGGAUUAAUUUUCUAAAAUAAAAAAUAAAUUUCCUUACAUGGACGUAGAAGCUGUUUUUGGCCCAUUGGAAUCGGGCAGAAUGGUAAAUGGGGUCACUGAGAAUUAUAAGACAUAGAAGGAGGAUUCUUCUCCUGCUUACCCCUUGCUCCAGUCUGCUACUAACCCAUACUAGUAGCAGAUAACUCCCCAAACAGUGCUGACUCACAGUGAUAAUUGGAGGUGCAGCAUUCUAUCUGCCCCUGCCCUGCUGCUUUGGGAUGGCCAUGGGAGUAGUGUGAGCUCACUUACCCCUAUGUGCCCAGACCUGAGGGCCAGUGAAGCCUCACAGGGGUGAUGGGUGGAGGAUUACUACUCCCCCCUAUGCUGCUGAGUGAGCUUCUGGGGACGUGAUGUGGCCCUUAUUAAGAAGCCUGAGCAGGUAGAGCCUAUCCAGCUUUCUUCUACUGUUAUUUGUCCAUAGAUGUUGAUAGAGUGAAGAAACCUGUUUUGCCCACUGAUGCUAGCCAAUGUAGUAUGUCACACUGAGUCUGAUGAGAGCCCUUAAACUUAAACUGGAGAAGAGUCCAACUAGAAAUGCUGCACUCUGAAUUUUCAGUCUUACAGUUAAAAAGUCUAAAACAGAAGCUGUAAAUUUUGAGCUUGGAUGGAUAUUUUAAAAUUUAUAUUUUAACUAUACAUAUGUGUAAGCUUGGAGUGCAUAUUAUAACCGCAGAAGGAUCUGAAAAAGAUCAGCAAUUUUUGAGGCUGUAAAGAUCGCACAUUUUUGUAAGACUGUGGCAGGCCUUACUGCAGAUUAUUAGCACUAGAAAAAAGAACACUCCCUUCAUUGUCAGCAUAUUAUUAAGUGAGACAUUUUCUGACACUUUGUAAAAGUGUUUCACAGAUCAUGAGUGAAUUAUUUUAAAAUGAACCCGCGGGUUUUCGAUGAAUGUCUUAGGCAAAGAGAGGCCAACAAAAUGGUCUCGGUAUGCAUGCAAUUGGGAGAAAUCUGGAAAUAUAAAUAAUAUAACCCAUGUGGGGUUUUUUGCUUGGUGUUACUGUAUAAAGGGGAGGGGAGGCUUCCAGAGAAGGAAAUGGAGGGGGAGGUAGGAAACAAAACUAUCCAGACUUUCCUCUGACCCCAUAUUGAGAUACUUUGACAGUAGAUAGGCUGGUGGGGGUUGGUGAUGAUAUAAAUGAAGUCUGUCAUUUCUAGAUCUCUACUUCUAGUGCAGUACAGUAUGAUAGUGACCCAACAGUUCCCAGUAGACAAAUGUUCACAUCACAAAAAUAGCCAUCACAGUUGGCACCCUUACAGGCAGACUCAGCAGAGGAUCCAAGGAUUGGCUGGGAAAGGAGAUUGAAUUACCACCUCAUUGCAAACAGAAGGGAUUUCUCCUGGUCUGAUUUGAAGCACACUGAUGAAGCAGCAUGGGGGAAGCUUGCUCUCUUGUUGCCCAUGCUGUACCUAAUGUAGGGAUUGACAGAAAACUUCAUUCUUCCGGAAUGUAAAUCUGGCACUUUUCCUGAGGGCCAAAUUGGUUAGGGCUGGAUUUUAGGUGCAGGCCUGACCAAAGGGUAUUGGUAAAUUUGGGAAGGAUUGGACUCAGACAAUACCCUUCUUGCUGCCUCCUCAUUCUAAGGGUAUGUCGACCCAGCAGUUAGAGGUAUGACUGCAGUGCACCUAGCCAUACUUGAGCUAGCUUUAAUUUAGCAACAAAAGUGAAGCACAGGCUUCAUUGUGGGCUCACCGCCUGAAUACGUGUCCAGGGUCCCGGGUAAGCUUGUGUAGUAUGUCCAGCAAUCACCAACCAGCUAUAGUAUGGACAUGCCCUAAGAGGGUAAUAAUUUACUCUUGGCCUAUACCAGCCAAAAAUUAUGAUGCCUGCUCCCCUGCUUCACCUUGUAACACCUCAGCUGCCCUGGCCGGCUACAGAGUGGAGCCAAGACUCUGCCUAGUCCAAGUUACUCCCCACCUACCUGCUUACUCCUGCAUGCCCAGAUCCAAGUAGCCUGUUUAAGGCAUUAAGAAAUUCUUUCUUUCCCUUAGUUCCCUGCGUGGGAGUGUGGUCCAGACCACAUCUAACCUUGAAAGUCUAAAAGGCAAUUAACGCAGAACUCAUUAAAACAUUUAAUGGCCAUUAAAACAGUCUCUUGCUGGUUUUUUUGCCCAUCAGUUACAGACUUGUAACAAAUUGGAAACAUUUGGAAACUGAAUAACCCCUCUUCCCUCCACCCCUUAGACUAUCACCAAAGAAAGGACUAACACAAAAUGAUCCUUAGUUCCAUUGUAAGUUUUGGUAACCUACCUGUUUUUCCACAGACAACCAGCUUUACAGUCUCACUGCCAUCCCUCUACAGACAGAAGAACUAUUUUAAAAUCUCUCCUAGAAAUCUCUGUUGGGUUGUUGCUG
Messenger RNA from Gopherus flavomarginatus (Mexican gopher tortoise), 7252 nucleotides. It is a transcript of the gene TMEM74, whose product is annotated as transmembrane protein 74. Lineage: Eukaryota; Metazoa; Chordata; Testudines; Testudinidae. Bases 310 to 1266 code for a protein of 318 amino acids. The transcript is spliced from 2 exons. The record is from RefSeq and is a predicted model, not a curated record.